CGCAGCGCCGCGGACAGCAUAUAAAACCAGCGGGUCACUCGGAUCGCCAUUUGGUCCCAAGAUGGCUUCGCGGUGGAAAUUCUUCCUUUUGGUCCUCUGUGCUCAAGGAGCGCUUGCAUCACUGCUGGAUGACAUAAUUUACGAAAGCGGGGAAAUUGAGGAUUCUGAGGAGAGUAGCAUCGAAGAUCUUAACGAACGGCUGUACGAGGAUUUAGCAUAUACUUACGCUCCCUUUAUUAGGUUCCACAAGAAGGAGGGAGAAGAAGGCUUUUGCUUCCCCCAUGAUGCUGGGGAAUACUACAACCACCGGGUAGCAGGGGACUGGUCGAGGCUAUGCAACGAGGACUACCAGACUAUCAAGAAUAAUGAGAUACCGACUUACUGGCAUGCUAUGGAGUGCAGCGGACAUUUGCAUAUUGCCUACUGGUCCUUCUACGGCUACAACCACAACUGCGACUGCUGUUCUGGUGAGCGAGACGCCUGGUGGGAAUUUGUUGUUGUGAAGAUCCGCCAAUUCGACACUGAGUUCGCCCACCUGAGUGAGGUCAUGUUCGGUCAGAAGGAGGGGUGGUACACACGCGUCUUCAGUCACUAUGAGGUCUUCAACGCCACCCACCCCGUCGCCUAUGUUGGGCGGGCGAGCCAUGGGUUCUACCAUGAUGAUGGAGGUUCAAAUACGUGUUGUUAUUUUGAGGAUACGAGGAAUCCAGGUGAUGCCAACCAGUACCUGAUGAGCUGGGAGAACCUCGUGCGGCUGACGACUGAGGGAACCGGAGAACCUUGGAUGGCAGACCCGAGUACUGACUAUUGGAACGGUCUCCAGGCACCCACGUUCAGGAAGGACUGGUAUUUGUGCAACCUCGUCGGGUGCAGCGGGUCGUUCCUUGGGGCUGCGGGACCUCCGGCUGCGCCAAGAGUGACACCGGAGACGACCCCUUCUGAGGUCCUUCCGCUCGAAAGAGACGCUCGCUUCUUGAUGUCUUUGCUCUCGAGUUAUUUGUUCAUUUGUCUAAGUGAUAACAGGCGUUCGUAUUUUACUUUUUUUUGUUGUUUUGUUGUUCUUUUGUUGUUUUGUUAAGAUUUGUAUAUGACUUUUUCAGUUUGGUUUAUCUGCAAUUUUGGUUUAUUUUCACGAUUGUAGCAACUGCUCAUCUAUAACUUCUGUGAUAUGUAAUUCUUGUGACCUGGAUAUAUUGCAUUUUCGCGAAAUCCGAUGAUAUUGCAACGA
Penaeus vannamei (Pacific white shrimp) is the source of this 1228-nucleotide messenger RNA. RefSeq lists its product as uncharacterized. The record is from RefSeq and is a predicted model, not a curated record. NCBI's taxonomy places the organism in Eukaryota, Metazoa, Arthropoda, Malacostraca, Decapoda, Penaeidae.